Molecule: messenger RNA, 4196 nt
Organism: Xyrauchen texanus (razorback sucker)
Lineage: Eukaryota; Metazoa; Chordata; Actinopteri; Cypriniformes; Catostomidae
Gene: ahr1a
Product: aryl hydrocarbon receptor 1a
Exons: 11
Coding region: 442-3030 (862 amino acids)
Biological process (GO): regulation of transcription by RNA polymerase II
Cellular component (GO): aryl hydrocarbon receptor complex; transcription regulator complex; cytoplasm
Molecular function (GO): nuclear receptor activity; transcription cis-regulatory region binding; protein dimerization activity
Source: RefSeq, a predicted model, not a curated record
UGUACAUGCUUUGAGACUCAGUUUGUCCUGCGCUUUACUACUAACUUCUGCAUUUAGCCAGGACUGUCAGUAUUAGUAUGUGAUAUCUGACUGACUGAAAACAUUACUAGAGAGCUAAAUGUGCGGUUGAUUGCGUGCUAGUCCAGUUUUAGAAAGACAGACAACCUAACUAACAUUUGACAGACAUAUAGCUUGCCAUUUUAGCUUAGCCAUGACAGAGAUGUGUCUAUUCGUCUCUCAUGUCAACCACUUUGUUUUAACUGCCAAUUUGUGACUUGACUAUAACUGUUUUAUAUUGUAAGAGCACUGUCGGAUAACUACGAGCUUUUACGUUUGUUUAUUUGAGUAGAAAGCUAACCUCUAACCCAAAGCAGAUUAAGGUUAGUCUGCUAGCAGUGAGCAAAACCACCGACUAACCACCAAUCUGUUUCAGUGGGAAUUAUGAGCACGAGUAAUGUCUAUGCAAGUCGCAAACGGAGGAAACCUGUCCAAAAAAGUGUGCAACCUCCACAUGAAAGUGUCAAAUCGAAUCCUUCGAAGCGCCACCGGGACCGACUGAAUGGACAGUUGGACAGGUUGGCCAGUCUGCUCCCCUUCCCACAGGAAAUCAUAUCCAAGCUGGACAAAAUCACUAUACUGAGGCUAAGUGUGAGCUACCUGCGGGCUAAAAGUCACUUCAAUGUGACACUAAACUCAAAGAGUUCCAGACAGCUAGCAAAUAACACCAAACCACACAUACAGGAGCAGCCAGAGGGAGAGCUUUUGCUUCAGGCUAUAAAUGGUUUUGUGUUGGUGGUCACCUCCAGUGGCACAAUCUUCUAUGCUUCCUCCACCAUUGAGGAUUACUUGGGGUUUCAUCAGUCGGAUCUCAUGCAUCAGAGUAUUUAUGAGCUCAUUCACACUGAAGACCGGGCUGAGUUUCAGAAACAGCUCCACUGGGCACUCAAUCCCAGCGGCACCUCAGACAUCGGACAGCUAGUGCAAGCGUCCCACGAUGCACCACUGCCUCAGAUGUACUACAGUCCAGAGCAGUUGCCGCCAGAGAACUCCACAUUUCUUGAGCGAAACUUUGUUUGCAGGUUAAGAUGUCUCUUGGACAACUCCUCUAGAUUUCUUGCAAUUAACUUUCAGGGGCGUUUGAAGUUCCUGUAUGGGCAGAAUGAGAGGACAGAAGAUGGGAAACCUAUCCCUCCUCAGCUGGCCCUGUUUGCCCUGGCCUGCCCUCUGCAGCCACCUGCCAUACUGGAAAUUCACACCAAGAGCAUCAUGUUCAGAACAAAACACAAGCUGGAUUUCACGCCAACCGGGUGUGAUGCAAAAGGGAAGAUUAUUCUCGGCUACACAGAGGCAGAACUGUGUUACCGUGGCUCAGGCUAUCAGUUCAUCCAUGCCGCUGACAUGCUGUACUGUGCUGAGAACCAUAUGCGAAUGAUAAAGAUGGGUGAAAGCGGCUUGACUGUUUUUAGACUACUGACUAAACACAACCUGUGGGUUUGGGUACAGGCCAAUGCCAGACUUAUCUACAAAAAUGGCCAACCAGAUUUCAUCAUCGCCUCUCAGAGAGCCAUCACAGACGAGGAGGGUGAAGAGAACUUGAGAAAGCGUACUAUGACAUUGCCCUUCAAUUUUACUACUGGUGAGGCUGUUCUCUAUGACACGAACCUGCCUAGAUCCCUCGGCAACUUCCCAAACUCUAAUCCCAGUGCUCACAGCAACAGCAACCAACCCCAAAUCAUUGGAACUGUAGACCCUGACUCCCUGCUAGGCUCCAUGCUGAAGCAGGAUGAGUCUAUAUAUGUGUGUCCCGCAGGUUCAGAUGAAACUUCAGUGUCGAUACAGGGCUUAGGAAAGGAGGAUUUGGGUGGGAUCUUCUCCAGUGACAGGCAGGAGAGUGUUCUCUCACUGUUUGAGAGCUCUCUCUUCAAACAGGAGCCAAUCGUUGGCUCUAGAGGAGAUGAAAGCUGUGAGAUACUAAGCUUCAUGAGAAGUUUAGGGAUCAGUCCAGAAGAUCUGAAUCUCCUUCAGCAAGAUGAACUGUUCCUUCGAGUUGACUUCGAUGGUCACAGCAACAUGUCAGACCUAACAGAUGGAGUCUUGUCCUACGUCCAGCAGUCUCUCAGGAAAAAGACAGACAGUAUAAUGUCCAGUGAUACUCAGGCCAAUCUCGGGAAACAUAUGCAAACUCCUCCCUCGCAUCAGCAGCCAUAUUCAUGUAAUUCUCUCAUGUUAGGAUCUCAGGAACAACAGAUGUCUUUCAUAAAGGAGCAUCCAGAACCAAAGCUACAGCACUUCUCACAGAUAGAAACUCAACUGCAGAACACACAGGACACACCAAAGCAUCAAAACAAUCCUCAAAGACGGCAACACACAAUGUCUCACCCAUACAAUGGGAUGGGAACUUCACAAUAUGAACUUUCAAACGUAACUGUCCAAAAACAGCAGAUUCAGAUGGUGAGCCAACAGCUGCAGACAGCUCACUCGAAAAACCAGCAGCCUCUUUGUCCUUACCUACCACCUCUUCACCAGCAGGUGUGCAACACACUCAACAAUGCUCAGGUUUGUGGCAACCACACAGAAGUUCUAACCAGUGACACCCGUCAGGUUUCUUCUUUCUUACAGCCAGAGCUCCAGCAGCCAGGAUGCUUUUACCUAGAGACAUCCCCUGUGGAACUGGAGCAUCCUUACAGAAACCAUCUAAACACUGUGUCGAUCAGCUGCUCCCAGGCGCACUCCUCAUCUUAUAUUACCUCAGGUGAUGCAGAUGAGGGCGAGUUCACUGCUCACGACCUCGAGGAGCUGCUCAACAGCUUGGACACCGGAGGUAUCGAAAGGAAUGGGCAAUCGGGACAUAAUGGUGGAGCAGGGAUUGGGCCCAGCCUGGAUCAGCAAGCUUACAUAGGCCAGUUUCAGUAUGGGGGCCACACAAACUAUGCAAUGGAGAAUAACACUGCACAUCCAGCACAGCUUACCAACCAGCAUCAGAAUACGAGCAGGCCUCAUCCAAACCUGUCUUUAGGAGGAUACUUGUGACUAAUCUUGUGACUAGUGCUAGGGUGAAGUGCUAUCAGUCGUCAUUAUGCCUUGAUCUAAGAUGGUCAUUCAUUGGCUAGAACUGUGGUCAUGCACUGGAACCCACAAUGCCUAGCCCCAAAAAACAGCACCGGUGUGAGACAGCAUUAGGAGGAAGAAGCAGAAAUUGGGGUGAAAGAAAGGGUGAAAAAGGACAAAGAACAGUACAAGUCAAGGGAGAGAAUGAGCACUGUGCUCUGGCUCAGUAUGACGUUUCAAGAUGAAUGAAGAACGAGCCCCAUUUAUAUCUGUUCGAUGUAUAACAGUCAUAUAUCAAUGGCUUCCCUGCCAUGUGAACAAAGCUUUCACUGUGCUUUGAUAAAUGUCUCUUUGAAUGUCUCUCAAGAGAUGUUAUAAAUAUAUUGGCCUGUCAAAACUGUGUCCCAAAGCAAUAUAUACAGUAUACAGUAGAUGCACUAACUGUAUGUAGCCUGAAGCAAAUGCCAAACAAGCCAGUUUUGGAAAAAAAUACAAUAAAGUUUGUAAAGUAGGCUGACAAAAAUAUAGAAUUUGUUAUUUUAUGUUGGCCACUCAUUUUUCCUGUAUAAGGUGAAGUAGAAGAUGAAGGCCAACUAUUGUACAGUAAAUGAUUUAUUAGGGUUUGAUUUACUGUACACUUACUGUAAACAGUGAUAAUCCUAUAUCAGCAGUAUUUUCAAUUAUACAUAGAUUAAAGCUGCGUUUUAUAGCUGUGUUUGGAAGUAUUUAAAAUUUUUUGGAGCACUGAUAGGUAAUCAGGGUUUUUGGCUAUUGUAAUAAACAUUGGGAAUCUGUGUAAUUUAUUGUUAUCUAAUCUUUUGUACUUUCAGUUUUCAUGACUAUCAGACACAUGUAGCACUUACGACCAGAUGUCUGUAUAAACAGAUCUGAUUAACCAUGGAGACAUGUUUGAUUUUCAGCAGAACUGUUGCAUUCAUAAAGCACUAUUGUUAAAUGAGCUAUCAAGAUUGACAGUGAAUAUUGUUAGAAGACCAGUUUAUUACUUUAUUAUUUAAGUAAUGCUUUUGGAUCAAGAUAUUGCACCUAAUACUUGCCUUUAUAAAAUGCGUAUUUAGAUGUGUGGAUUAAACGUGUUCCAAUUCGUUGAAAUUUUUUGGGCCCUUUAUUCUUUGAAUUUCUUGGAUGAU